GACGCGCGAGACACGACCAGCAUGGACUUCACCGACAAAGUAGUUCUCAUUACUGGCGCGAGCGCUGGUAUCGGCGAGUCCACCGCACUUCUGUUUGCUAAACUUGGCGCGAAGCUAUCGCUGGUGGGAAGGAAUCAAGCUAAUCUGCAAGCUGUCGCCGAUGAAUGCGAGAAGCAGAAAGGGUUGAAGCCGCUGGCGAUUGUCGCAGACCUGGGAACUGACGAGGGGGUUGAGAAGACUGCUAAGGACACUCUUGAUCAUUUUGGAAGGCUAGACGUGCUGGUCAACAAUGCAGCAGUGGGAGCCAGGACGACCAUCCAGCUGGCGAACAUGGAGACGUUUGACCGGGUGUUCAACGUGAACAUCCGGGGCGUGUACAACCUGACGCGCCUGCUGGUGCCUGCCCUCAUCGAGUCCAAGGGGAACAUCGUCAACGUGUCCAGCAUCAUGGCCACUAUGGUCACUACUGGGAACCUGCCGUACAGUCUUUCCAAGGCCGCCCUCGACCACUUCAGCCGCCUGAUCGCUUACGAAUUGGCUCCGAAGGGAGUUCGUGUCAAUGUGGUCAGCCCUGGAAUUACAGUAAGCACAUUCGUCCAACGUUUGACUGGUUAUACUGAUGAGGAGUACCGCGCGUGGCUCAAAACAGCUGAAGCCACUAUCCCGAUGGGAACUGCCACUACUGGCGAAGACUGUGCCUACAUGAUCGCCCACCUCGCGUGCGAUAAACUCAGCAGGGUUGUCUCCGGUGCCGUGGUGCCGGUAGAUGGCGCCUUACAGUUUGCUGGUUCAGGAAACAGUGAAAUUCUAAAGGAGCAGAUUAAAUGAAGCGUGUUUUUGGUUUUUAAUUAAGGUUUGGUGCCAUUUCC
Spodoptera exigua (beet armyworm) is the source of this 869-nucleotide messenger RNA. The record is from the annotation of a GenBank genome assembly. NCBI's taxonomy places the organism in Eukaryota, Metazoa, Arthropoda, Insecta, Lepidoptera, Noctuidae.